GACGAUUCGGAUUACGAGUAUGACAGCAUUACGGGAAUUUGUUUUGCAGGAUCUUUUUAAGUUUAAUCGGAUUGUCUUUGAUCCGCUAACCGAGGUUUAUCCGCUUUUAUAUUUCUACAAUAAAAUUUUGGAAUUUCCAUUAUUGGCGGAAGUUGCCGUUGCUCCCGAUGGACAAAUGAUGGGAUUUCUAAUUGGUAGUCGUCAAGUUGAUGGUGCUGAUAGAGUUGGUGAUGGAAAGGAUCUCGAUUUGAAUAAUAAUCAUGGUCAUGUGUGUACUUUAUCCAUUAAUCAUGACUAUCGUUGCUUGGGACUGGGCACACAUUUAAUGAAGCGAUUCAAUAACAGACUGGAACUAAAACAAGACUUGUUUGUUGAUCUUUUUGUGCGCAGUCGAAAUGUAAAUGCUAUUAGACUCUAUAAAUCGCUUGGCUAUGUGAUCUAUCAGAAGCUACCUUGUUUCUAUGGCGAUGAUGAUGGCUAUGAUAUGCGAUUGCCGUUGUCGCGAGAUGUGGAACGCAGAUGUCUGCAGAAUCAGGAAUAUCUAAUGGGGAUUUUAUUUCUGCUGCUGCGACUGCCGAGAAAGUAUCUUAUCAGUCUCUGGCAUGCUCUGCUUAAGCUUUUGACGAAAAAAUUGUUUUGACUUAAAUGUUUUUGUGAAUUCCGACAGUCUCAAUUUAAAUGAUCAAAAUCUUUUUGUUCUAUACUCGAAAUACAUUUGUUUUCUAUUUGAAAGAUGACUUGUCUACGAGAGAUGCACCUCGAGGAUUUGUUUAAGUUCAUUGCCUUGGUCUUUGAUCCGCUUACAGAAGUAUAUCGCCUUGGUUUCUUUAUGCGUCAUCUUGCCCAAUGGCCAGAACUGGCGGUGGCUGCCACAACGCCCGAUGACCACUUGGUGGGUUUCAUAUUUGGCAAGUGCGUGGACGGCUCAAAGGAUGACACUUUGCUGCACGGACACGUUUGUUCCUUGACUGUUUGCUCGUAUUAUCGCCGUCUUGGUAUUGCUUCGAUACUCAUGAACUAUUUUGCAUGGAUUUUGGAUCUAAGGAGUGCCUGAUGCGACGUAUUCUACUCGAAUAUUAUCCUGGUGAUCCGGAAGAAGAUGCCUACGACAUGAGAAAACCGCUGUCGAUUGAUGUAAAACAAUUAUCCUUGGCCUUGGCCAGCAGGCAUCCUGUACGCCUGCCCUUGGAUGAGGAUAGCGAUGACGAAUAUUAGGGAGUGCUUGUUGGUGGCAAGGCAUAUUAUUUACUCAAAUCUUUCCUGGCAUUCAUUUUCAAUUUGUUCAACUAAUUAAGCAAAAAAAAAGAAAAGCUCAAUUGCGCAAAAUUUCAACGGCAGCCAAAUUUCCGCUGACGCACAAAACUAAACUACAAAUCUUAUGGUCUAGCUAUAUAGAUAUAGAAACAUGGAUACAACUAUAGCUGCUAAGAAAAAGACACGUACUUGCGCCUUAACGCAGUUUUUUAUGCCAGACAAAUUUAAUUGAAAAUACAA
Drosophila innubila is the source of this 1494-nucleotide messenger RNA. It is a transcript of the gene Naa20B, whose product is annotated as N-alpha-acetyltransferase 20. Lineage: Eukaryota; Metazoa; Arthropoda; Insecta; Diptera; Drosophilidae. The transcript has 2 exons. Gene Ontology annotation, cellular component: NatB complex. The coding region runs from base 20 to 640 and encodes 206 amino acids. Gene Ontology annotation, biological process: N-terminal peptidyl-methionine acetylation. The record is from RefSeq and is a predicted model, not a curated record. Gene Ontology annotation, molecular function: protein-N-terminal amino-acid acetyltransferase activity.